AUGUCGUGGAUGAAAGGAGAUCUACUUUCGAAAACCAGGAGGCUUGCUGGUGGCUUAGCUACGCGAGAACCUGUUUGGCUUAAAGCCAUGGAAGCAUCACCUCCUCCUGUGUUUCCUCGCUCUAAUGGUAAAAUCCAGAGGAUUGUUCUCCCUGAGGAUUCCUAUGUUCGUAAAUUCGCCCGUAAGCAUCCUCAAGCAAAACUUGACGACCCCAUCAAGGCUUCGGCGUUUAUUCCUGAUCCAGCACGUGUUUAUGGUUGUCGCAUCCUCCAGCUGACUGAGAAUGGCAUCAGCGAGGACGACGCCAUGUCUGUAGCCCAUAUGGAAUAUCUUUCGGAGAGGAAGGAGAAGAAGAAAGCAUACAAACGCCUCAAGGAGCUUGCGAAACUGCAAGAUAAGGAUCCUCCUCCUAAACCGUACGCUAGUGCCAAAAAGGAUUUACAAAUCCAAGAGACCAAACCCAAGACUGUCGAGACUCCUAGCGUCCGCAGGCUGGUUAAUCAAUUGAAACAGCAGAAAGAUGUGUUGCUCAUGGACAAAACCGGAGCAAGUGCAAACCAAGAUCACUGGAUCGACGAAUAA
Molecule: messenger RNA, 582 nt
Organism: Microthlaspi erraticum
Lineage: Eukaryota; Viridiplantae; Streptophyta; Magnoliopsida; Brassicales; Brassicaceae
Source: the annotation of a GenBank genome assembly